Molecule: messenger RNA, 1687 nt
Organism: Culex pipiens pallens (northern house mosquito)
Lineage: Eukaryota; Metazoa; Arthropoda; Insecta; Diptera; Culicidae
Product: bromodomain-containing protein DDB_G0280777-like
Exons: 2
Coding region: 299-1627 (442 amino acids)
Cellular component (GO): nucleus
Molecular function (GO): zinc ion binding
Source: RefSeq, a predicted model, not a curated record
AGCGAUUCGUUCAGUUCUGGUGCGGCCUCCAGUGGAGGCGCCUGUCCGAAAAUUUAAUUUAGUACUUUUUUUUUGUUGAAUUGUUUGAAGGUUCACCCACGACGCAACGAACGGGGUUUUACAUAAGGACGAGGAGUGGUGUAGAAGGAUCGUGCAAGAGGGAGCGUGUAGAAAAGUCGUAAAUUUUACGACCUCCAGGAUCUCUGGAUCUCGCAUCUGUGGCGCGUCCACAGAAUAAAAGAUUAUGCGAGAAACUAUUUUUAGUUCAGUUUGAAGUGAGUAGCGGAGCAGGGUCGACAUGAUUCCCGCGGAAGUUCUAGCGAGCGAUCCGGCCAUUCUGGAGAAGGCCAAGGAGUUGAGUGUGCGCCGGAUUUGUCGGUUAUGUUUGAGCGAAGAGGACGCUUUGGUGGACAUGGAUGUGGUGUGGAAGAUGAAGAUCCUGAGUUGUAUCCCGUUGGUGACGAUCGGCAGUGAUAAACUGCCCAAGUUCAUAUGUGAACCCUGUGGAAAGUUCGUGAAGAGGUGCUUCGAGUUUAGGCAGUUGUGCAAGAAGGCGGAACAGUUGUUGGUUUCGUACCCGUUGACCGGAGGUUGGUCCGGGGAACUUGUGAUUCCGCGGUGGCUGCACGACAAAGAUCAUUUCGAGCAGGUUCAAGUUAGCAAGAAACGGAAAGCUGUUGAGGAGCUGGUAGUACCGCAGGUUGGUAGUGUUCGAGUGAGAUCCCACGAAUCGAUGUCGCUGCAAUCUCCUACGAUUACUCCCGGAACGGUAGAGCAAACUAUGCAGGAGAUGAUGGUUGACUUACCGUCCCGCCAAGAAGUGAUUGAUUCGUUUCCAUCAGUUACGCCAACCGCAACUUACGCAAUCCCAGUUAUUCAGAGUCAACCAGUGAGUCCUCAAUACCCGUCAAGUAUGCUACCCUACAAUUCGCCAUCCCAGUUCAGCCAUCGCGCCCAAAACAUCACGCCAGUUAAUCAACCACCCCAAAAGAUCCAGCGAACCAACAGUAUUCAAAACGUGCCUCAACUACUCCUUCAUCCCGGUUACACAAUGCAACAGCACAAACCGCAGCUGCUGAACCAACCUCAAAUUCAAUCCUGCAACACUAACUUGAACAACAUGAACAAUAUGCUGGCGCAGUUGUCCAGCUAUCCACAACCUGUAGUUCAGCAACAACAACACCAGGCACAAUUGUCCUACUCCGAAUUGGUAAAUCAGCUUCAAAGACCUCCACUUUACCACCAAAGCCAACAACUUCUGUCAACAUCUAUGAACCAUCAACAACAACCGUCGAUUACCAUGACUCUAACCAGAAGUCAGAAUUUCAAUCAACAAUCGAUUCCCAUGACGCCUACUAGAUGUCAAGUUCCACCAGAGUCGCUUUCCAUAACUCCAGUCAGAAGACAAAUCACGCCAGCAAUCCAUCAACAACCAUCGCUUCCCAUGGUACCUUCCAUGAGCCUGAACUACCAUCAACCUUCAGCGCCCAUGACACCGUCCAGAAAUUCUAACCUCUAUCAAAACCAACAACAACAAAAUCCCUCACCAAAUCAACAACCCCAACAACCACAACAGCCGCCCAACAAUCCGGUCAAUCUCUGGUGUCACUACGAGGCCGCUUGGUAACCUUACCGGCGGGCUGCCCGGCCGCCUCAGGACCUGCCGGUUUUGUACCGCCCCAAAGUU